Messenger RNA from Dermacentor andersoni, 1311 nucleotides. Lineage: Eukaryota; Metazoa; Arthropoda; Arachnida; Ixodida; Ixodidae. The record is from RefSeq and is a predicted model, not a curated record.
AUGGCGCUCUCGCGAGUUUUCUACGCGCUGCCGCUCUGUGAUGUGCGCGACUCCCUGUGGCGCGCCGUUGACCGCGACCAUCGCAGGGUGCUUCGAGUGUGCCACGGCCUCCCCCGCAUGUCGCGAGUGGCGGAGACGCUCGCCGAAACUGGCGCCUGGCCCCCUUCAUUAACAGCUGAUCUCCGCGCGCUCGGCCACAUUGAGCGCCUCUCUCGAGCCCCCGGCACGGGCCCCAUCCUGUCGCUCAUCCGGAAUCUCCCUGCAUCACGCGUGGGCAAGGUGAUGCAGCUGUUUGACAACAUCGUGGCUGAUCCGCCGGCUCCACCACCAGCCUGGCCGCCACCGAGCCUCGCGGUGCCGCUAGACGUGUGUCUCGAACUGCCAGGCGUCCGCUCCAAGCAACGCACGCCUCUCUGUGCCAUCGUACAGGAGGCUGCAGCGAGGAUACAGGACGACCUGGUGGGGAGAGUGCACCUAUACACAGACGGCUCGGUCCUCGAGGAUGGCUCCGCGGCUGCUGCCUGCAUCGCCCCGAGUCUCGGCAUUGAGAACCAGUGCCGCCUGCCCUACCGAGCAUCUUCCACCACCGCUGAGCUCGUGGGCAUUCAUCUGGCUGCGGACAUCCUCGAACAAUCGCCGCACAUCUCUCGUGCGGCGAUACUCACCGACUCGAGACCCGCCCUGCAACAGUUGCUCCUUGAGGAACGCGCCCCACUGCUCGCCCAGCGAGUCGCGUGCAGGCUCCACGCAUUGCAGCAACAGGGACUCGAUGUUUGCCUACAGUGGGUGCCCUCACAUGUCGGUGUCGCUGGGAAUGAGGCCGUCGAUAAGCUGGCGCGACGCGCACACGACCCAAGCACCCAGGUGACGAAGCGGAUAAGCUCGUUCGACACCGCGCCGGAGAGAAUCCGCCGUGAGCUCGCGCUGCGCCACCCAGACGGCCGAGUUGCGCGCGGACGCCCGCCACGCCAUCUCCCGGAGGCCGGCUUCACCAGGCGCGAGCGCGCUUUCCUUCUCGCCUUGCGGACCGGUUCCGUCUGGCCCGCCGAGAGGAGGCAUCGCCUCCAAGGAGCCCUCUCCCCUUUCUGCAGGGACUGCGGCGCGACAGAAACGUUAGAACAUUUGCUGUGUGAGUGUCCGACUUUCUCCAGCGCGCGCGCGGCCCUCGCAAAAGUCUACAAUGCACACAAACAUCCGUGUGCAACGGUGGACAAUCUGCUGCACCCCUCGGGCUGCAUCUCAAGCCAGAAGCGCCUCUUCCGAGCGAUUCUGGAGUUCGCAGAGGACAUCGCCCUAGCUGAUCGCCUCUAA